Molecule: messenger RNA, 609 nt
Organism: Rosa chinensis
Lineage: Eukaryota; Viridiplantae; Streptophyta; Magnoliopsida; Rosales; Rosaceae
Exons: 1
Coding region: 1-609 (202 amino acids)
Source: RefSeq, a predicted model, not a curated record
AUGGCAGCAGCUAUUGCUUCCAUGACAGCCAGGCUAGCGACCAAGUUGUCGCUCAGAGAGGGUGAGGAACCUGUUGACCUAGGAAACCUUGGGGUUUCGGAGAAGGAAUUUCUCGCUCGUUGUUUCUACUUGGUGAGGAAACUCAACACUUGUAGGGCGGUGGUUUUGGAUUCUUUUAGGAGUGCAGUGCGUUCAAUGUGGAGAUUGACGGGGACUGUGGAGGUUCAACCACGCGGGGAUCGUUUUCUGUUUACGUUCACUCUUGAACGUGAUGUCGCCCUGGUGAAGAAGGGAGGCCCUUGGAGUUUUCAGCUGGCUAUGCUUUUGUUGAAUGACUACGAUGGCUUUUCAGUGAUUGAUGCGGUGAAGCUUGACUUUUUUUGGAUCUGGGUUGGGAUCCAUGGGCUUCCACCAGGUAUCUUGACGGCACCCACUGUCCAGCUGGUGGGAGGAACGAUCGGUGAGGUUUUAGAGGUUGAUCAACCGGUUAUCCAACGUGGUGAUGCUUGGGUUCGGAUUACUUUGGCCAUCAAUGAUCCAGUGCUUUUGGAUCGUCAUGUUCGGGUUUCGCCCACUGGUGUUCUCACUUUGAGGUUUCAGUAUGAGUGA